CUCUAUUCAAACUACGCCAUCUAUUUUGGCGAGACUUGUAACAUUCCAGACGUGAUGAACCGAUGACGCGUCGCAGAAUGUAAGCCCACUCGUCGAUCGCAGUAUUACUUUCAACCAGAGCGAGUGCAGUACGUAUGCUCCGUGGUAACUAUUAUUCCGAUUGGUAAUAUACGGACAAUCUCAACAAAUCUCAACAAAAUCGAACAAGAGAAGAUCUUGAGUCUAAGAUGUCUGACUCAACUGUCAAUGAAGCUGUAAAACAGAACGUAGAGGGCGUGACGGAACCUCAAACAUCAGGAGAACCAGCCAUUGACGUGGAUCCUAAAGAUAAUGACUGGGUGGCCGUCGAUGCAGAGGAUGCAAUACCUGAAGGUAGUACUUCAUCAGAAAACAUUGGGGUAGGUGAAGGAGCAGAUACAGCAAACAUGCAAGCAACAGGAGGGAAAGAAGAGCAAGCAGAUGGAGGUCCAGUGGAAAAAGACGUAGAGAAAGUGGAUGAAGGAACAAUAAAGGAUAAGGGUGAAAAUACUAAGGAACAAUUAGAAACAACAGAUGAGAAUGGAGUUCUUGUCGAGCAAGAGAGAAUGAUCAUGGAAGAACAGAAGCAAAGAGAAGAAGAGCAGAAAAGAUUGGAAGAAAUGCAAAAGGAAGAAGAACGCAAGAGACAGGAGGAAGAAAGAAAAAGGGAAGAGGAAGAGAAAAUAGCAGAAGAGGAAAAACAAAAGGAGGAGGAAAGGAAGAGAGUUGAAGAAGAAAUGCAGAGAGAGGAGGAAAGGAAAAGGGAGGAAGAAGAAAGACAAAGAGAACAGGAAUUGAAAGCAGAAGAGGAACGACAAAAAGAGGAAGAAAGGAGGAGAGCAGAGAUGGAAAGGCAGAAAGAGGAGGAAAGAAAAAGGGAGGAAGAAAUGAAAAGAGAGGAAGAAGAAAGAAAAAGAGUGGAGGAUUUGAAGAAAGCAGAAGAGGAAAGACAAAAAGAGGAAGAAAGGAAGAGAGUGGAAGAAAAGCAGAGAGAGGAGGAAAGGAAAAGGGAGGAAGAAGAAAGAAAAAGAGAACAGGAAUUGAAAGCAGAAGAGGAACGACAAAAAGAGGAAGAAAGGAGGAGAGCAGAGAUGGAAAGGCAGAAAGAGGAAAGAAAAAGGGAGGAAGAAAUGAAAAGAGAGGAAGAAGAAAGAAAAAGAGUGGAGGAUUUGAAGAAAGCAGAAGAGGAAGAAAGGAAGAGAGUGGAAGAAAUGCAGAGAGAGGAGGAAAGGAAAAGGGAGGAAGAAGAAAGAAAAAGAGAAGAGGAAAGAAAAAGAGAAGAGGAAAAACAAAAAGAGGAAGAAAGGAAAGGGGUUGAAGAACUGCAAAUGAAAGAAGGUAGCGAUGAAACGGACAAGGCAGAAGCCAUAUCGAAAGAUGUGGAAAUGCCUGAAGGUACAGAGCUUACAAGACGUAAGGUAGCCACUGUAGAAUCCCAGGGUAAAGCUGAACCCCCAACUUCCCAAAGUACAAGCAGAGAUUCAGCACCUUCAUCAAGUGGAUCCGCUACCAUGGUUAUUGCAAUAUUUGCGAUUUUGGUCAUAAUGUUAGUAAUUAGUUUCUUUAGGUCCCCUACAACACAACCGAAAGUGGAACCACCUGAUGAACCAGUUUCACCUGGCUGUGGGUUUAGAAAGCGAUUGGAUCGAGCCGAGGUUCUUUCUAAGAGGAUGGAAUCUCUUGGUAAAAAGUACCCAUCAAUAGAUCAGAGAUCACUGGACACGAUUGCUGGAGCGUCGUUGGCUCACGUCCAUGGUGAGGAGGAGCUGGUGAGACCUGUGGUCUUACUGCUUGUGAGCCAACCAGGACAAACCAAAGCCAAUGAUGUUGCAGAGGAAGUAGCGCGCAUAUAUGCCGAUGUGUACCAAAAUAAAAAGAGCAAAGACACCGUCAGGAUUGAAGGUGAUCACUUCAAAGACACUACCCACGACCAGGCGAAGAAAGACAUAGACGCGAUGAUAAAGACGGGAUUGGAUGAAUGUGCGCGUGUUGUAAUCAUCAAGGACCUUGAUGAACUUCCAUCCUGUUCGACCAUUCUAUUCCACGGAUAUUGUGAUAACGACAGCGCCCCGUACAAGGAUGCUGUCUUCAUCUUUACCUUUACACUCGAUGAUCCCAUCCCGGAAGACGCCGAUAAAUUGGACACUGAAAAGAUGAUCGAGGAAGAACUUGGGGAACACUGGAUAGCGUGUCCGGAAGAGUUUCCAGAAGACAAAAUUGCAUCAAUGAACAGUCGGGUCGCGAACAACAUUGUAAUGCUUAAGUAGUUAUCUUAAUUCUUAUUGACCUUGUUCAUGUUGUUAGUUCAUUGGAAAUAACGUAUUAGAUUUGGUCUGGCUGGGGUUUGUUCUUUCGGUGUGGCUCAAGCAUAAUUAUGACCGGUAAUGGGUGAAUGAAACGCUGUAAAAUAACAAAAAACAACUUGUUUUUGAUCUACAUAAUCAGGUUUUAUAAUAAUUGCACACAUAAUCUCUUUCGUGAAAAUGUAAUUUCUUAUUCAACAUGAACGAUCAAUUUGAUAUGCUUGAUGAAGUGUAUGUACUGCGUAUGUGAGGUAAUGAUUACAGUAUUAUGAUUGACAGUGAUGAUCGCGUUGGUUAAUAAUAUGAUUGGUCUUAUAAGAGUUAAAGAUCACCAUAAUCAAUGAUUAACACCGAGGAUGUCAGAAAGGAGAAAGAUGGCGUUGGUGUGGAAGGAAGAUUGUUGCUGUUGUUCUGUUUUAUUCGAAAUAUGGUUAUCAAUACAAAUCAUUUUCAAUUAUAUACAAACACAAUCAUUAAAGAUUGUCACUGGUGUAAACUUUUCAACAAAAUAAUGACAUAUUUUCAAUUAGAGUUUUGAAGCCAUAUAGAAGCUAUCAUUCUUUAAUGAUUAUUCAUGUUAAAAAAGAGAUAUUUUCUCAUUCUAUUCUAGAACCAUAUUUUAUCUUUUCAUCGAAAAGAACAUGACUUACAUUUAUGACUGCUAUAAGCUACAUAAAAAAGUUCGUUAUUACUUUUAUUUAUAUUAUGAAGUAAGUAUGUAAUUGAUAAAUCCAUUAGCCAUAAUACUUUACCAAAAAUUGAGUGACUUUAAUGAGAUGCAUUGGAGAGAUUGUGAUGAUGGUGAUGUGUGUGUGCGAUGGAGAUGGCAUUUAUGAUAGUAAAAUAGAUAAUAUUGAUACAAAAAACAAUGUUACACAUGAUGUAGUGAAUAUUAUAUUCAAUUCAUAGAUAGAUACGAAACGUUCUUAAUUUUCAUUUGCAAUUUGUUUAAUGGUUUAACAUUGAUUUUCAUAUCUUACUGUAUUUAUUCAAAAGCUUAUUUUUCGUUGUUGCUAGGUAAAAGAAUGUAGAUGAAAAUACUAAUGCCGUUGCAAAGGCUAGCGAUUAUACAGACUUCUUAAAUGUAUUUUUUCGUUCACUGCUUUAAAUAGUCACUAAAGAAUAUUAAGCAAUUGCGGUUACCACUUAAGAACAAUGAUUUAUCAAUGAUUUAUGUAUUUCGCAUUCUUAAUCUCGUUCGAUACUGAAAGUACAAAGGGUAUACGCCAAAUACUUCAAGGGGCUGUAUUAAAAAGAGAAAGUAUAUUUUAUUACAAUGGAAUGUAAUUUGUUGUACAAGGUUUGCCAUAGACAAAGCUCAAUUUGUAAAAAUCAUUUUAUGUUAUAUCAAGGACCCAAAUCAUGCAACUAUCAUUCUACAUAGCUUGUAUUAGUCUUUAUUUUCAAAUGUGAUAACAAUGCGUAUCUAAGCAAAGAGUGGAAAUUCAAACUUACAAAACUAUUAGUCAAUAUUGGUUGGCCUAAACAUCUCAUUUACAGCUUAUACCGUAUGUUGUUCUGCAUUAAAUAAUAUACUGUUCACAUUAACAAAAUGCAACGCAAAUCAAGACUAACUGACGUCAUUAGAAAAGUUAAUUGUAUGCACAUGUCAGAGUAUGAAGACACCCAUUCUAUUCAUCCUGUUCAUAGUUACAAUUGCUACAAUGCUGGGCUGAUUGAUGUAGUAAUAAAAAUAACAUGACUUGCUUUCAUUA
Molecule: messenger RNA, 4036 nt
Organism: Lytechinus pictus (painted urchin)
Lineage: Eukaryota; Metazoa; Echinodermata; Echinoidea; Temnopleuroida; Toxopneustidae
Product: caldesmon-like
Exons: 2
Coding region: 228-2285 (685 amino acids)
Biological process (GO): membrane organization
Cellular component (GO): membrane
Molecular function (GO): ATPase activator activity
Source: RefSeq, a predicted model, not a curated record